This is a messenger RNA of Thelazia callipaeda (thelaziosis nematode), 762 nucleotides long. Lineage: Eukaryota; Metazoa; Nematoda; Chromadorea; Rhabditida; Thelaziidae. The record is from the annotation of a GenBank genome assembly.
AUGUGUGUUACUUUCGUGUACAUCAGUCAAAAUCCAGAUGCUAAAUAUAAACUGAUUCUAAUCAAUAAUCGUGAUGAAUUUCUCGAUCGACCCACUAGUAAUGCUACAUGGGAAAAUGGAAUUCUUGCUGGUGGACGUGAUGAAAAAGAAAAUGAACGUGGAACGUGGUUUUGCAUGGCCGCUGAUGGCCGUAUCAGUAAUUUACUCACAAUUACUGUACCACUCAAUCAUAUGAAAAAAGAUACUGUCACUAGAGGUGUAUUGCCUAUAAAUUUUUUGAAGAAUGAAUGUGAUCAGUAUGAAAUGACUGGUUUGGUGCAUCAUUCGAACGAAGAAAUUGAAAUAAUCAAAUUUCCACCAGGUAUUUAUGGCUUUGGCAAUAGCCCACCAUAUGAACCAUUUAAAAAAGUACAGUAUGGUGUGGGAAAAAUGAAGAAAAUCGUUGAAGAUAUCGAAAAUAAAAACUUCUCUGAUACAGAAAUCAUAGAAAAACUACUUCAGCUAGCUACUGACAAAUACCAGUGUUUUCCAGAUGAACAACUUAGACAACGAUGCGGUCGAUCAAACGAAAUAUGCAAAUAUCGCACAGCUAUUUUCGUCCAAUAUCCCGAUGGAAUUCGCUACGGUACAAGAUCACACACAAUUACUAUUGUGGACCGCAGUAAUCGAGUUACAUAUUACGAGAAAUCAAUGAAAAGUGGAACUACAAAAGUAAACGAAGCAACUUGGACACAUCAAUUAUUCCACUUCCAUCUAACAUAA